This is a messenger RNA of Hevea brasiliensis (rubber tree), 1431 nucleotides long. Its product is annotated as receptor-like protein 46. Gene Ontology annotation, molecular function: protein binding. Bases 1 to 1431 code for a protein of 476 amino acids. Lineage: Eukaryota; Viridiplantae; Streptophyta; Magnoliopsida; Malpighiales; Euphorbiaceae. The record is from RefSeq and is a predicted model, not a curated record. The transcript has a single exon.
AUGGAGAGAUCCCUGUACAGAUGGGAAACCUCACCAAUUUUGGAGAAAUUGUCAUUGGGAUCCAACUUCUUCCAAGGAGAAAUCCCUGUAGAGGUGGGAAACCUCGCUGAUUUGACUGAAUUGUCUCCUGGCAAUAACAGAUUUACUGGAGCAGUUCCGUCAUCAUUAUGCCAUUUGAAAAAGUUGAAACGUUUGGAUUUGCAUUCUAAUUUGUUCUCCGUGAGCAUUCCAUCCGAGAUUGGUAACCUGUCAGUUAUUUCAUCUUUGCUCCCAAAUGACAACGACUUGGUAGGAGAGAUCCCUCCGUCAAUGCAAAAGAUGGGACAGUUGGAGGAGCUUGAUUUGGAAGAUAACUGCCUUCGGGGUGAAAUUCCAACAUGGCUGUUUGAUCUCAUAUAUUUGACGGAUUUGAAGCUUGGGGGAAACAAGCUUGUGUGGAAAAACUUGACCAUAGUACCCAAGAGCAACCCAUCUACUUUAUCUUUAAGAUCUUGCAGUGUUUCAGGGCAUAUUCCCUUUUGCCUUUCCAACUUUACAAAUCUAUUUCACUUGGACUUAAGUGAGAAAAAUCUCAUAGGAAGCUUGCCUCCAUGGCUAAACAAAACAAAUCUCUAUGAGUUGAUUUUAUCUAUCAACUUUCUUUCAGGUUCUUUGUUCCCUCUCUUCCAGUUUGAACUGUUGCAACAACUCGACUUAGCAAGAAAUAAUUUUUCAGGCAAGUUGCCAGAUAACAUUGGUAAAGCUACACUGAUGAGAAAGCUCGUGUUGUCUGGCAAUGAUUUCUCAGGACCAAUUCCCAAUUCCAUCUCAAAUAUGUCAAUGCUAUCGAUUAUUGACUUGUCAAAUAACAGAUUUUCAGGUAAUGAGUUCCCAAGUUUUAGGGCACUAUAUCUCGAUCUUUCUUUCAAUAAAUUUUGCGGUGGUCUUCCUGUUACGUUCUAUGAACGGAUAGUGGUUCUACUACUAAGCCAUAAUGAGUUUUCUGGCGUCCUACCUCCGAACUUGAUGAAUUUAAGUGAACUUGCAUGCCUUGAUGUCCAUGAUGAUAAGAUCACAGGUGAAAUCCCAGCUUUCCUUUCUCAUAUGUCCACUCUUCAAAUUUUGAAUCUGAGGAAUAAUUCUUUUCAAGGGCCAAUUCCUAACAAUCUAACAAAUCUUACAAGUCUUCAAAUACUUGAUCUCUCUGACAAUGACUUCAGCGGAAAAGUGCCACCUGGUUUGGGAAAUCUUAGUGGAAUGAUUUAUCCUAAUUCCGAUGCUUCGUUACUUCACCUGGAUAAACUUGUCUACAACCGCUGGAAUAUUAUGUCAGUCUUCAUUGUAUAUCCUGAUUUAGAAGUAUUUUGGAAAAAUUUGAUGCGAGAUCUUCCCGGCCAACACCUUCGUCUGUAUACCUUUUUGGAUUUAUCAAACAAUCAAUUGUCAGGUUAA